Molecule: messenger RNA, 1795 nt
Organism: Stegostoma tigrinum
Lineage: Eukaryota; Metazoa; Chordata; Chondrichthyes; Orectolobiformes; Stegostomatidae
Gene: sftpbb
Product: surfactant protein Bb
Exons: 11
Coding region: 93-1121 (342 amino acids)
Biological process (GO): sphingolipid metabolic process
Cellular component (GO): lysosome
Source: RefSeq, a predicted model, not a curated record
UCCUGCCAUUGGCCAGUGAAGCCUGCGCUCGGGGCUAGCCCCUGCUAUAUAGCAGUGAGAGUCGGUGUGGCUCUGACAGUCUGAAAGUGGCGAUGGCUGUGUUUGAGUUCCUCCUCCUCUUCUGCUUCUCUCCGGUGUUGGCCAGUUCCGAUCGGUACAACAGGACGUGCGUCGGGACAGCGAUAAACCAGUGCCAAGACCUGAGGUCGGCUGUGAAGUGUAAAGCACUGCAUCACUGUGUGAAGACCACAUGGAGCCAGCCUAAAGCUAAUGACGACAUCUGCGACUUGUGUAAGAGGUUCAUCGGGGUUGUGGCUGACAUGGUGAAGGACAAAACUGUGCAGGAUGCUGUAGAAAAGGCUCUGCACCAAGGCUGCAAUCUGAUACCCAUCAAACAAUUUGCUGAUAAGUGCAAUGACCUUGUUGAUGCCUACCUACAAAUCAUCAUUGAACUUCUUGAGAAAGAGGUGGAACCAGAUGCAUUGUGUGCUGCUCUAGGCUUGUGCAAGUCUCUGCAGAAGGAAUCCCUCUAUGAUGGCACUGCCGUGGCCAAGCUGGGUGUAGACAACUUCUCACCGAUUUCACAUCGAGUCUGGAGACCAUUCAAGCAGGACCCACUUCCCAAACAUAGAUACACGUGCGAAUCCUGUCACCUUGUGAUGAAGAAAUUGCAACGAUUAUUGCCUGAGGGAAAAACGGAGGCUGCCAUCGCCAAAUUGCCCAGAAAGGUCUGCUCUCGAAUGACGGGCAAAUACUUGACGAAAUGUCAUGGUUUUAUGGAAAAGUUUGGAGAGACAGCUGUGGAUCUGCUGUCCAAAGAAGUUCAGCCCAGAGCAGUGUGUGACAUUCUUCGCAUUUGUUCCACCGCAGAUUCAAAGGAGCUGGCGCUCCCUGUAAUGCCCUGUUACAUGUGUGAGAAUGUCGUACGUCAAUUCAAGGCAGCUCUGAACAAAGGCGCCAGAAUGCAUCUAAUGCUGCAGGAAACCUGUAACCCGUUCUUGGAUAUCUCCAAUUUUGUGUGCGAAGAAUUUGUCUACGUCCACACACCUGUGCUUGCCAACAUUUCAGAGUAUCCAGAGGAUUUUGAUCUGUGCGGGGCUCUGCACAUCUGCACAAGAUAAGUGGAUGCACGCUUCGACAGAAUCCUCCAACCUGUAUAAAGCUGUCAAACGGUGAGAGGAGCAAGACAAACAAAGGCCAACCCCUGCCGAAAACAAAAUUCCUCUUGCACUGCUUAGAAAUUUAAUUCAGGGUCAGCACACACUCACUGAAUGCUGGAGACACUCGGCAAGUCUGAGCAUUGGUGGAGAAAGGAAAAACAUUCAAUGCUUCAAGUCCAAACGUUUCAAACCAUUUGGCUGUUGCACGUGUUGGGAAUGUGUGUGGAAAUAUUAACACAUUCAGCUAAAACCCUGUUCACUUCCGUAACACUGCACGCAAUUCCGAAACAGUUCACUGUCUCGCCACAAUUCCAAAGUUGAUCUCAGGUCUGACAAGGCACUGUCGUUCAAGUCUUCUUUUUCCAAUCUCAGCUGUCGAUGACUUGUGGCAAAACAUCACCAAGGCAACGGCAGCGUUAGGACCAACACGACUUUACUGAUUCAACGUGGGGAAAGAAAAGCUAGCCUUCUCAGAGAAAGAAAGAGUGGACAGAUCAAUGUUAACAUGAAUUCACCCAGUAACACCUCCCAUUAAAUUUUCCUUCCCUUGUCCUCUGGAGCUGAUUGCAAGUUAGCCAAACGGACUUUAAAAAUGUGCUUCGCUUGCUUAAUAAACUUUCUUUUUUACUAACAUA